Molecule: messenger RNA, 3527 nt
Organism: Vombatus ursinus (common wombat)
Lineage: Eukaryota; Metazoa; Chordata; Mammalia; Diprotodontia; Vombatidae
Gene: ASH2L
Product: ASH2 like, histone lysine methyltransferase complex subunit
Exons: 17
Coding region: 28-1914 (628 amino acids)
Cellular component (GO): Set1C/COMPASS complex
Molecular function (GO): protein binding; transcription cis-regulatory region binding
Source: RefSeq, a predicted model, not a curated record
UCGCGAGAAGUAGCACAGCGGGCAGCGAUGGCGGCGGCGGGAGCCGGAGCCGGGGCAGGCACGGGGCAGCCGACUUCAGCGGCGGGAACCGAAGAGGGAGAGGCGCCACCGGCAGCAGCGAUUGUCGCCGCCCCAGCUGGAGAGGGCACGUCGGCAGCACCUGCCGCGGAUCCGAACUCCGGGGAGGUCGAAAGCGGGGAUUCUACCUUGGUUGAUGUAACUGCUGGUUUGGAGACUGAAUCCUCAAAUGGAAAAGAUACAUUAGAAGGAGCUGGGGACAGUUCAGAAGUGAUGGACACUCAGACUGGUUCUGUGGAUGAAGAGAAUAGUCGGCAGCUGGGAGAGGUGGAGCUGCAGUGUGGGAUAUGUACAAAGUGGUUCACAGCAGACACCUUUGGCAUUGAUACCACGUCCUGCCUACCUUUUAUGACAAACUAUAGUUUUCAUUGCAAUGUGUGUCAUCACAGUGGGAACACCUACUUCCUCCGAAAGCAAGCAAACUUAAAAGAAAUGUGCCUUAGUGCUUUGGCCAACCUGACAUGGCAGUCCCGAACACAGGAUGAACAUCCUAAAACCAUGUUCUCCAAAGACAAGGAUAUUAUACCUUUCAUUGAUAAAUACUGGGAGUGCAUGACCACCAGACAGAGACCUGGGAAAAUGACUUGGCCCAAUAACAUUGUUAAAACAAUGAGUAGAGAAAGGGACGUAUUUUUGGUGAAGGAACAUCCAGACCCUGGAAGUAAAGACCCGGAAGAAGAUUACCCCAAAUUUGGGCUCUUGGAUCAGGAUCUUGGUAAUAUUGGCCCAGCUUAUGACAACCAGAAGCAAAGCAGCACAGUGUCUACUAGUGGAAAUUUAAAUGGUGGAGCCUCUUUUGGAGGCGGAAUUGCAGCAGGAAGUAGUGGAAAAGGAAGAGGAGCCAAGCGCAAACAGCAGGAUGGAGGGACCACAGGAACAACCAAGAAGGCUCGAAGUGACCCCUUGUUUUCUGCUCAACGCCUUCCCCCUCAUGGCUAUCCAUUGGAACACCCAUUUAACAAAGAUGGCUAUCGGUAUAUUCUCGCAGAACCAGACCCUCAUGCCCCAGAUCCUGAGAAACUGGAACUGGACUGUUGGGCUGGGAAGCCUAUUCCAGGAGACCUCUACAGAGCAUGCCUCUAUGAACGAGUUUUGUUAGCACUUCACGACCGAGCUCCUCAGCUAAAGAUCUCAGAUGACCGACUGACUGUGAUCGGAGAGAAGGGUUAUUCAAUGGUUCGAGCCUCACAUGGAGUUCGGAAAGGUGCCUGGUACUUUGAGAUCUCAGUGGAUGAGAUGCCUCCAGAUACAGCUGCCAGGCUGGGCUGGUCCCAGCCUCUCGGUAACCUCCAAGCUCCUCUGGGCUAUGACAAAUUCAGUUAUUCAUGGCGGAGCAAGAAGGGGACCAAGUUUCAUCAAUCCAUUGGCAAACGCUACUCAUCUGGCUAUGGUCAAGGCGACAUACUGGGGUUUUAUAUCAAUCUUCCUGAGGAGACAGAAACUGCCAAGUCUUUGCCUGACACCUAUAAAGAUAAGGCUUUGAUAAAGUUCAAGAGUUACUUAUAUUUUGAGGAAAAGGAUUUUGUGGAUAAAGCUGAGAAGAGCCUCAAGCAGACUCCCCAUAGUCAAAUAAUAUUCUACAAAAAUGGUGUCAGCCAAGGAGUGGCCUACAAAGAAAUUUUUGAAGGGGUCUACUUUCCUGCCAUUUCAUUGUAUAAAAGCUGCACGGUUUCUAUCAACUUUGGACCCUGCUUCAAGUAUCCCCCAAGAGAUCUCACUUACCGCCCUAUGAGUGACAUGGGCUGGGGGGCCGUGGUGGAGCACACACUUGCUGAUGUCUUAUACCAUGUUGAAACAGAAGUAGACGGAAGACGGAGUCCCCCAUGGGAGCCAUAGCCAGGUUUCCCUGGUCUUGUUUGUCGUCACUGUUCUGUGGAACGAAACUGGGUGUGUUAUGUACUUCCGUUUUUUUUUUUAACAGUUUCAGAUGUCCUCGCCUUGAAAGGGACCAUGCAGAGCGCAGCACCUCCUUUCUCAAGUUACAGGGUUAGGUUAGCAGUGCAGGGCAGGGACGGGCAACCCCUGUCCUCUACCCUUGUUUAUGGAUGAGUGCUCUUCAUCAGUGUACCAUGCUCUAAAACUGCUGACUCUUCAAAAUCCAAUGAGCUUCCUGUGAAAUUGGUGCUGUGCCACUCGUCAUCAGAUCUCAGGCUGCUCUUCCAACCGCUUUUCUAACACUGAGGGAGUUGUCUCUUCCAAGCUGCUUUCAUGUUUAAAAACAUUUCCAUAUGUGGAUAUCAACUCUGUCCCGUUCUUCAGAUUUCUGCAAGGGGCAGCCGUUCCAUUUCCAGGAGCAACUGAAUUAGUGGUCCCUGCCGAGGAGCCUUGUGCUCCAACAGCUCUAAAAACUAUUCAUUUUUUGUGUGUUUUUUAAUUUGUAAAUAGUUUUCUUAUAUAAGGAUCUCUGAAAUGCCAAAACAGCCAGAUGCAUGAAACUGUAAUUGUGAAAGACACUCUUGCUUGUGACUUUUAAGGAGUAAUAACCAGUCUGAAAUAAAACUUGAAAAUGAGUUUGUUUGGCACUUUGUGUCUCUCUCUUAGACUAGAUCUGUGGAGCACGGUGCCUUUGACUCCCUUCCAGCAGGUCAUGGAGACUCAAGCAGUCUAGGGUAAGAGAGGUGCCAUUUGGAGGGAAAUGAGAGAUUUUGACUUCAGUCUUUUGCUAUAGUACUACUUUUUAGCCAACCUGGCUUCCUGUACUUUCAGAACAAAAAGGUUUCCAUUUCAUUUAUUCAGCCUUUGUCAAGAGCCUACCUUGUACAAUAUAGUAUGCUAUUCUUGGGGGUUAAGUUAAAGACGUGGUCCCUGCUUUCAAGCAAUAUAAAAUGGGUAGGAAUGAUGAAGUACAUAAAUAACUGAAAUACAAAUUAGAGUAUGGCAAAUGCAAAGGAGAAAUAGAAUGCUAUGCAAUUCAAUGAGGAAGAAGUCAUUGAGAGAUCUCAGCUAAGCUAGAUAGAGGAGAUGAAAUUUGAGGAAGACUUUAAAGGAUAGACUGAAGAUUUUUAAUGGUGAUCAGAGGAAAUAGGAUACAGUAUGAGCAGUGGUGUGGGUGUGGGAAAGUAGAUUAGAACUAGAAUAUGAAAAGCCUUGAAAGCCAGACUCUUAAAUCUGAAUUAUAUUCUGUAGGCAGCAAAGAAUCAUCAAGAUUUUUGAUCAGUGAGGUAACAUGAUCAGACCUCUGCACUUGGAAAAUAAAGCUAGUAAUGAGACAUAGGCUAGAUUGGAGUAGGAAGAGAACAGAGCUAUGGAGACUAGAAAGGAAGCGAUUGUAGAGUUUAGGAAGGGGUGGACGGAAUACUACAUACAUUACCCUUUAUUUCCUUUGCACAUUGGGCUUUGUUACAUUUAUCUGUUGUCCUAUACCAAGUUUGCCUUCCUUUUUGAGAGUUGAUGAUUAAAUGGCAGUUUGCCAGUGUACUUGAAUAAAACUAAACCAGAGGCGAAUGUGA